This is a messenger RNA of Nicotiana tabacum (common tobacco), 825 nucleotides long. RefSeq lists its product as uncharacterized. Lineage: Eukaryota; Viridiplantae; Streptophyta; Magnoliopsida; Solanales; Solanaceae. The record is from RefSeq and is a predicted model, not a curated record.
GUUAAUAUCGAAUCCCCGCUCAUAUUCUAACAGUGUUCUUCAUUAGCUUUUUCAUAAACGAGCCCAGUUCUCAAUCCUAUGCCUCUACUGAUUUUGCCUGCAAUUGCUCUUUCACUAUUUUCAUCGGAAGCUGCUGAAUCUGAGAGGAGACUUUUUUGUUACUUCGCUCAGCUCUCCGGGCAAAAACAAACAUAUACAUGUUUGCAAGUUAUGCAUCACGCAGCUACUUACGGUCUUCCGCCUCUCUCACAGUGUUUCCUGUUCAACAACGAAUUAUACCCAUUGCAGAAAUUCUGUCAAAAACUUCUGUGCACAUUCCAAAUUGAUUUACUGAUGGUAGUGGCUCGACAACUACAAUUAUUUCUGAAUUCAUUUGGGAAAAAUCAUCCUGGAGAAGUUCUAACAAUAUGCGUGCAAGUCUAUCAAUUUUGUCCUACGUAGAAAAGGAACACAUCUUUCCACCGGGUAUUGGCGGAAACAUAAAAGAAACUCAAGCUUCUAAGUACUAAUGAGGUAGAAAUGGAAGCAGCGGUUGUGAUAUCUGAAUCUUCUAAGCACAAGGCUGAAGCUAGAAGAUUGAGUCCCCCAAAGUAUCUGUAGUUGAGGAUUGAGAUUACUUAUAUUCUCUGACUUCUAAAUUGAUGUGAUUAUAAUAUUAUGCAGCUUAGAUUAUGCUUCCUUCCUUACAAUUCUGAUUGUCUUUUUUUUGCACUAACUUAUGUUUUCCAAAGUCAGGAAGUAUCAACCUUUUUUGGGGAUCUUUUGCUACUGAAAAAGAAAACCUUUUUGGGUUCUCAAUUGAAUGCUAAAGUCUCAUUCCCCCUA